This is a messenger RNA of Closterium sp. Yama58-4, 933 nucleotides long. Lineage: Eukaryota; Viridiplantae; Streptophyta; Zygnematophyceae; Desmidiales; Closteriaceae. The record is from the annotation of a GenBank genome assembly.
AUGCCGGUCGUCUUGAGUCCGGCCACUGGGCCAAUCACAUGCUCCCACGUCAGACCGUCGGGUCUUUCGCAAUCGUCUCUCGGUAGCCUGAAAGCGCCGCGUCUGGCGGCCAGCGCACGGGCGACUCGGUCGUUCCGGGUGAGAAGCAGCGCACAGAGCGGAGAGCAGGAGACGGCGGAAUCGGUGGCAGCGGCUGGGGAGCGCCCGAUGCCCAAUUUCACUUGGACUCCGAGCCCCGCGUCGCAGAGCUUUCGCAAUGGGAGUCGCGCGUCGCCCACGGGGCUCGUGCCGUUCAACUCCGGCGCCGGCGGCGGCUCGUUGUCGCUGCAGAGCAUCAGCAAGGAGGAGGCCCUAGGCGUGGUUAUCAGCGCGGCGAUGGGCACGGGGUGGAAGACCAUGACUGGACUGGAAGGGCCGUCGGCGCCCGCCGUUGACCCCGUUGACUCCGUUGACUCGCUGGGCAUGCCCAUCCUCUCGCCCGUGUCGCCGCGGCGCACGGCGCGCGUGGACUUCACGUGCAACAAGUGCGGCAGCCGCACCAGGCGCGCCAUCAACCCGCACGCGUACCGAGAGGGAACCGUGUUCGUGCAGUGUCAGGGCUGCCAGGUGUUUCACAAGCUAGUCGACCAUCUGAACCUCUUCCACGAGUUUAGAGGGCCCGUGUUUCACGCCGCAGACGCCGGGCAGCAUGGGUUUGCAGAGCACCGCUCCGUUGAUGUGCUCGGGCUGGAUGGCGACGGUGGUGACGUGAGUGAGUGUGCCGCGUGGAAUGCUCUCCAAAAGUUUUACGAGUUCGGGGGGCCCGUGUUCCACGCCUCAGACGCGGGCCAGCACGGCUUUGCAGAGCACCGCUCCAUGGACGUGCUUGGGGUGGAUGCUGGGAGGGAUGGUGAUGGUGGUGGCAGUUCGGGCUUUGACUUUCCGCGCUUCUGA